Messenger RNA from Poecilia latipinna (sailfin molly), 2144 nucleotides. Its product is annotated as membrane-associated guanylate kinase, WW and PDZ domain-containing protein 1-like. Gene Ontology annotation, cellular component: cell-cell junction; cytoplasm. The record is from RefSeq and is a predicted model, not a curated record. The coding region runs from base 690 to 1115 and encodes 141 amino acids. Gene Ontology annotation, molecular function: protein binding. Lineage: Eukaryota; Metazoa; Chordata; Actinopteri; Cyprinodontiformes; Poeciliidae. The transcript has 2 exons. Gene Ontology annotation, biological process: signal transduction.
CGCACGGAGGAAGGCGCUUGGUGUCCGCGUUUCCAUAUUUUGCGGAUCAGGACAACAGCCUGCCGGAGUUCCCGUAGGAUUAAACGCACGGAUCGCAGUAAUCCGCCCUGAAACGAGCGCUGGCCGGCGGGAGGAGCUUCAGGACCCGGCAGGUUUGGGGUUGGCUUGGAGUUUUCCUCGUGGAGUCUUAGCGUGACGCAUGCGCCUUCCCCCUCCUUGUUUCUCCAUCCCCACCGCACUGAGGGCACUUGAAGCGUUACCUGCUUAAAGGCGCCGCUGGCUGUCAUACACAGAAGCUUAGUGAUAGAGGUUCUUUCCUCAUCUCCCCCUAAAACAGAAAGUUUUAAAAGGAAAACAAACAUUGUGUUAUACUAAUGAAAGAGGCGGAACUGUGAGAUAAAUCUAGAAAUAAUUCUACGGGGAGGGAUUAGAUCCAAUUACGAGGAAUAAGAGCGUGUGCUGCUGCUAAAGAUGCGGAAACUACAGAAGCUGUCGAAGUCUGGAUUUUGAUCCAUGAGGGUUGUAUUCGUGAGCGAGGAGCAGCAUGUCCAAGUUUAAGAGUAAACAUGUUCGAAGUUGGACUCAAAGGACAUGAAGUUUUUUUGCGUGGGAUGUCCUCCGUGCUAUGAAUCGACUCAUUCUCUUUCCACUCCUCGGGAUUUACCGGUUUUCUUUGGAGCCUAACCACCAUGUCAAAAGUCAUUCAGAAGAAGAACCACUGGAUAACAAAAGUGAACGAGUGCGCGGUCAUCCGGGACGAGAAUGGGGAGCUGAAUGUGGAGCUGCACGGUGGAGCGGAGAAUGGAGAGUUUGCAUACAUUGGACAGAUCAGAGAGGAUGCUGUGGUUUAUCAGGACGGGAAACUGUCUGAGGGAGAACUGCUUCUUGAAGUUGAGGGGCUGUCAGUGUCUGGAUUACCUCUUUAUGACAUCUACACUGUAGUCAACUGCUGCAAAGGACCUGUCAGGUUAAAAACUGUUCGACAAGGUUUCGUCAGAUGGAAGAAAGCCUUAUCUAAAUCAAAGCAGCUUUGCAGGAACCACCUUUCCCUAUUUGUUAUUCUCGUCACUGUUAAGAUAUUUGAAGUCUGCUCCAUUUCUGGUGUUCUCAAUUAGCCACAGUGUGCAAAGGAAAGAAGAUCCCAGCACUGAAUGACUGAGGUGGUGUAAAGAGGUUUAAAGACCAGCGGUGUUUUGCAGCUGUUUCAGUCAAACGUACAUCUAUGUAUUUUAAAAUACAGAGGAAAUAUAAAGAAUGCAUCUCUCAGCAAAAUCCAUGUGUUUGGUAUCUUAGCAAGGAUCACCCAGAGGAUAGUUACUUGUUCACUGGUUCUUUUGUUUUUUGACACUAUUACAUAUUUUAGUUCUGUUUGAACACAGAGCCACAUUGCAAAACAGCUUUGAGGUAAUAACCUAGUCCAAGUCUAGGUUUAAUCUGGUAAAUGUAAGAAUUGUAUACAGCUUCAAAGAGGAUGUGAUAUUUUAUUAAUACUAGGGCUGCACAAUAUUAGAAAACGUUGUGAUGGCAAUAAUGUUGGUAUCGCAAUAUCAGUCAUGAUAUGUGAAUUUUCUUCUUCUCUUUCUCAUCAUUACUUCCAUCUCUCUGUGACCUUUAGCAUUUUGGCAAGUUGUUUUUGUGUCCAGUUGAGUAUCUGCUGCCAUCACAUUCUGUCCAACUAUGUUGUGCAGCCUUAAUUAUUAUUUUUAUUUGUGUUCAUGAUAAAAUAAUAAUAAUAAAAAUAAAAAAAAAACAUUUUUCCCACAGUUAUUUCUGUUAGUGUACAUUUUUCUUGUUUCAAUCCCCAUCACAGAAACAUCCUUUGUCAAAGACCAGACUUGACUGCAGGCCGAACUAAUGGCUUCUUCCAUUGCCUUCUUCCCAGCCCGUCCUUAAACCACAAACUCUGACCCUAAUUGAAGCAAGUGGGGCCUUUAGAUGAUCUUGCUUCUUUUGUGUAUUUUAGUAAGCCGACCACUCUUAGGAAAGCUAACCACUGUUCCAUGUUGUCUUUGCCUGUGAAUAAUGGUUCUCAUUGAAAACAACCUGGUAGUUUUUUAGAUUGUUUUUUCAUAACUUACUUCAUGUAGUAAAAUGUGUUUUAUUUAAUUGAUUCACUAUUUGUAAAGGUGUCCUAAAACACUCCA